AUGGCUGAUAAAAGGGUCAAUGUGCUUGUUUACUCGGGCAAUGGCUCUACGGUUGAGUCAGUUCGUCACUGUCUCUGGUCUUUGCGCCGCCUUCUCGGCCCAAACUAUGCUGUCAUUCCCAUUUCUGGCGAGUCGGUUCUCAAAGAGCCAUGGACUGCUUCUUGCGCUCUAUUCGUUAUGCCCGGUGGAGCAGAUGUAGGCUACUGUCGCUCUCUGAAUGGCGAAGGCAAUCGUAAAAUCUCCGCCUACGUCAACAAGGGAGGUGCUUACCUCGGUCUCUGUGCAGGUGGCUACUACGCAUGCAAGCGCUGUGAGUUUGAAGCCGGUAAGAAGGGUAUGGAGGUGUGUGGUGAUAGAGAACUCGGCUUCUAUCCUGGCAUUUGCAGAGGUCUUGCUUUCCCUGGCUUUGUCUAUCACAGCGAAGCUGGUGCUAGAGCAGCUGAGUUGAGCGUCAACAAAGAGGCCUUGACUACUGUCGGAGGAGCCGUGCCUGCGACCUUCCGCUCUUACUACAAUGGCGGCGGUGUCUUUGUCGAUGCUGAAAAGUACAAGGAUCAAGGUGUACAGGUGCUUGCAAGCUAUACUGAGCGUCUACACGUCGACUCUGGCGAAGGCGCUGCUGCAGUGGUGUACCGUAAAGUCGGCGAGGGCUCCGUUGUCUUGACCGGCCCGCAUCCAGAGUUCGCUGCAAUUAAUCUUACCAAGGGCGGUGACAACCCUGCAUAUCCAAGAAUUGUCGAGGCUCUUGCAGCAGACGACAAGCAACGUGUCGACUUUAUGAAGGCAUGUCUGGCCAAGCUCGGGUUGAUCCCCAGCCAGGACGACCAAGGAGUACCUUCGCUAUCUCGCCUGCACAUGUCGACCUUGGAAGCUUCCGAAGUAUCAGAAAUCGUAUCUGCAUGGUCUGAGAUCGUCGAAGAAGUGGAUGGCCAACAUCUCAUCAAAGGCGAAAACGACACUUUCAGCCUCGAGAAGCAGAGCGGACCGUGGAAAGCCACAGACACGAGCACCCUCAGCCUGCAAAAAGUCGCCGACGCUCUUCCUGACGUUGUAAAGAAUAUCCUGCCCACCACCGUAGACAACCCAGCGACCGAACAGCAGGAACCCAAAUCAGACGACACCGGCAUAGUCGACUACGACAAACUAACAAAGACUCUUCUCAUCCACGACACCUCCCUCCCGGACACAAAACAAACCCCUUACUUCAACCACCACGCCUAUUUCUCCAACCUGUCCGCCUACAAAACCCGCCACCACCACGAUGCAUCCGAAACCUUCGGCAACACUCUCAUCUACGGCGAAGUCGUAACCUCCACCUCGACUCUGCUAGAGAAGAAUCCAAAGCUACUCGACAAACUCCCCACUGGCACCACUGCAACAGCAACAACACAAGUAGCAGGCAGAGGCCGCGGCAACAACGUCUGGGUCUCUCCUCCCGGGUCUCUGAUGUUCAGCACCGUGCUGCGUCACCCAAUGGCACUGUCAGCAACAGCCCCAGUAGUCUUUAUCCAAUACCUCUGCGCCCUCGCAAUCGUCUCCGGCAUCCACAACUACGACAGAGGCUACUCUGCCCUCCCCAUAAAGCUAAAAUGGCCAAACGACAUCUACGCCCUCUCCCCCUCCGCCGGCAAAGACCCCAAUCUCAAAGAUCCCAAAAACUACGUCAAAAUCGGUGGGAUACUAGUAAACAGUUCUUAUGCGGGAGGCGACUACACGUUAAUCUGCGGCAUCGGGCUAAACCUCUCCAACACCGCUCCCACCACGUCCCUCAACGCUUUAUGCGCUUCUGCCCGCUUGCCCCCCAUGACUGCCGAAAAACUCCUCGCGUCCAUUUUGACUUCUUUCCAAAGUCUUUAUCUCCGCUUCAGCCACUCUGGCUUUUCGCCGCUACUGGAUACCUAUUACGCUCAUUGGUUGCACAGCGAGCAAAUCGUUACGCUCGAGCAGGAAGGAGGCGCAAAAGCGAGAAUCAAGGGUAUCACUAGUGAUUGGGGAUUACUGGUUGCUGAGGAGCUGGGAUGGGAGGAUAGAGCUACAGGGCGCAAGUGGGAGCUGCAGAGUGAUAGCAAUAGUUUUGAUUUCUUUAGGGGUUUGCUUAAGAGAAAGGUUUGA
Molecule: messenger RNA, 2112 nt
Organism: Aureobasidium namibiae CBS 147.97
Lineage: Eukaryota; Fungi; Ascomycota; Dothideomycetes; Dothideales; Saccotheciaceae
Product: putative biotin apo-protein ligase
Exons: 3
Coding region: 1-2112 (703 amino acids)
Biological process (GO): protein modification process
Cellular component (GO): cytoplasm
Molecular function (GO): biotin--[biotin carboxyl-carrier protein] ligase activity
Source: RefSeq, a predicted model, not a curated record